CUGCACAGUAACGUUUCCUUUUUUCUUUUCUUCUUUACUAUUUUCAUUUUGUCAUAAAGAUACGCAGACCAUGACUGCCGUCGUCUCAACAAACUGCCCUGAUCUUCAAUUCGUUGCCCGCGGAAAAGUCCGUGAUCUCUACAGAGUCGACGACCACUCACUCCUUUUUGUCGCCACCGACAGGAUCAGUGCUUUCGAUGUGAUCAUGAACAAUGGAAUUACCAACAAAGGCAAGCUUCUUACAAAGAUCAGCGACUUCUGGUUCUCAUAUCUCAAGGAUGUUGUACCCAACCAUCUGAUCACCGCCAACUUUGAAGAGAUGCCUGAUAAAGUCAAACAGUACCGUGAUCAACUCGAAGGUCGAUCCAUGCUUGUUAAGAGUCUGCGUGUCCUUCCCAUUGAAUCAAUUGUCCGAGGGUACAUCACUGGUUCUGCAUGGAAAGAGUACAAGGAGAAGGGAACUGUGUGCGAUAUUGCUCUUCCUGAAGAUAUGCAGGAAAGUCAAGCAUUCCCCAAGCCAUUGUGGACACCAAGUACCAAAGCCGAAAUCGGCGAUCAUGAUGAAAAUAUUCACCCAAGCAAAGCUGCAGCCAUCAUUGGUGAGAAGCAUGCUGCCGAAAUGGCUAGGGUCUCUGUUGAGCUCUACACCAAGGCUCGUGACUAUGCUUUGGAGCAUGGAAUUAUCAUUGCCGACACCAAAUUUGAGUUUGGUGUCGAUGAGAACGAUAAUCUUUACUUGAUCGAUGAGGUCUUGACACCAGAUUCUUCCCGCUUCUGGCCGGCUGCAUCUUAUAAAGUUGGAGCUAGUCAAGACAGUUUUGACAAGCAAUAUAUCCGUAACUACCUUGAAUCAAUUGGAUUCGACAAGACCACUGGUAUCACUCUUCCUGAGCAUGUAGUCACCAACACAAUGGCCAAGUAUCAAGAAGCAUAUAGGUUACUCACUAGCAAGGACGUGCAGCUCUAGAGAUUACUAAAUAGUUCGAAUAAAUUAUUGCCUGGCUUUCAUUAACAAUACAAAC
Molecule: messenger RNA, 1022 nt
Organism: Lobosporangium transversale
Lineage: Eukaryota; Fungi; Mortierellomycota; Mortierellomycetes; Mortierellales; Mortierellaceae
Product: phosphoribosylaminoimidazole-succinocarboxamide synthase
Exons: 5
Coding region: 71-967 (298 amino acids)
Biological process (GO): 'de novo' IMP biosynthetic process
Cellular component (GO): cytoplasm
Molecular function (GO): phosphoribosylaminoimidazolesuccinocarboxamide synthase activity
Source: RefSeq, a predicted model, not a curated record